UCAAAAACCUCUCGGAGCUAUGGCCGCCGUUGAAGCAGAGCACCAAAACAGAGCAGACGAAACCGACGAGAUCUCCUUCAAAGAUGGCGACUCCGACAUCUGCCAGCAGCUCAUGGACCGUUACGCUAAGUCCUCCGCCUCCCAGCACCGCCACCUCGUCGCCACCGCCGCCGCAAUGCGUUCGAUUCUCACGUCGGAGUCUCUUCCUCCGUCUCCUCCUGCUUUCUUCGCAGCCGCUAUAUCCUCUUUGGAUUCUUCCACGGAGGAUCCCAUGGCGGUUUCUGCUUUGCUUACGUUUUUGUCAAUAGUCGUUCCUCUGGUUCCCGACGGAGGAAUCUCAGCGACUAUGGCUCGUGAGGCUGUGGGUGUUCUUGUGAAGCCAAUUGAUGGAGAAGGGCAGAAGCUAGGUGUUGCUAGCUUGAGAGCUGGUGUGAAGUGUAUUGGGACUUUGCUUGUUGGGUUUUGCGAUUUGGAUGAUUGGGAAUCUAUUCGAAUUGGGUUUGGUUCACUUCUCAAAUUCUCUAUUGAUAAACGUCCAAAGGUCAGAAGAUGCGCUCAAGAGUGUUUGGAGAAGCUAUUUGGUUCUCUCCUGUCAUCUACCGUUAUCAAGGAAGCAAGUGAUACGUUAUACGCUUUAGUUAAAGAACAUAAGUCUGUUCUGUCUGAACUAAGCUCGAAAAAGAUUGUGGAAGGUUCUAAGGUUGAGUCGGCUUUGAAAUCUGAGAACGCAGAGGCUGCACAUGUGCUAAAUGUUCUCAGUGCUACAGUUCCUUUUCUCUCUGCGGAAGUUAGUUCUUGUGUUUUCUCGGAACUUUGUAAGCUUAUGGGGUCUCAGUUCUCGCCGCUGACGAGGCAGAUUCUCAAAGCGAUUGAUACUAUCUUCAAGAGUUCAGAAGAUACAGUUGUUGUUCCUGAGAUUGAAGGAGUCAUAACUUCUUUGACUGGUUAUGUAUCUUUACAAGAGAAGAAUCCUGCUGACACUGUCCUUCAUGUGAGUACCUUGUUAAAAAAUGCUUUGGAGAAAGCCAACUCAGUGGAACCGACAUUGUGUCUAAGGCAACUUCCACUAGUUUGUGGGUCAUUGACAGGUCUUCUGACUUCCGAGGAAGAUGUUGCAUCCCAGGCCUCAGUUAUAUUAAAAGAUUUGAUCAGCAGCUACAUUGAUACUGAUAAUCUUCUGACCGAGAAAAGCUUGUCUAGUGAAGAUGAGGGUAACUUAGCCGGUGGAGACAAUAUAAAUGCAGCAAGAAGUGUAUGCACUGUCUUUGAGAGUACACUUAACUCAUGUGAUGGAAUUCCAAAGGAGCACAUUUUAACUGUCACAGGUCUUUUGAUUGAGAAACUUGGAGGCAUUUCAUAUAUUCUCGCAAAGGAUAUCAUUUUAAAGCUUGCAGACAUGAUGAAAAACGCAGCUGGAGGCACUUCUAGCUCACAAUAUGUUCAACAAUGCAUUGGGGCUGCAGUGGUUGCCAUGGGGCCAGUGAAGCUACUAACACUUCUUCCUAUCACCCUUCAUGCUGAGAGUCACUCAUGCACAAAUGCUUGGCUAAUUCCUAUCUUAAGAAGACAUAUUGUUGGGGCAUCUCUUGAGUAUUACGUUGACCACAUUGUUCCCCUUGCAAAAUCAUUGAUGCUUACUUCUAAAGAAGCUAAAAAGUCAGGUCACGGGAAAACGUUGCGGACAUGUGGUCAUGAGCUGCUGAAACUGUUACCUGCCUUUUGUAACUACCCAAUUGAUGUGCCCCAGAAAUUUGGAUCUUUAGUGAAGCUGAUGGUUAAGUUUAUAAAGAAAAAAUCUUUCAUGCAUGAAGCCGUGGCCGUUUCUCUGCAGAUGCUUGUAAAUCAGAAUAAAAGAAAACCUAAGCUCAGUACAGAUAUGGACGACGAAGAAAACGCCAAUAUAAGUGAAGAUGCUAAACCAGAGGUUGAUAGUAGAUUUCACUAUUCGAAGAAGGCUUCAGUGAAAAACAUGAAGACUUUGGCAUCCAGCUCGGCGGAGCUGCUUCAAACUCUUGUCGAUGUAUUAACUGCCUCAGGCACGCAGAUCAGUGCAGACUUUAAGGUUGCAAUUGGAUGCUUAGCUUCUACUCUGGAUUCUUCAGUGAGGAAAAAGAUUCUAAUUUCCUUGCUAAAUAAGUUUGAUCCUGCUGGUGAGAGCGAAAUUAAAGGGCAGGUCAAUCAGUCUAAUGAUUCAAAUGAUGAAGAGAAAGACUACAACAGUGCUACAAAGACACAGUUAAAGAGGAGUGCUGUCCUGGAUCUUGCAUCUUCAUUUGUGGAAGGAGCCAAAGAAGACCUUAUUGAACUGAUAUAUAAUCUCGUCCGCCAAAGUUUCCAAGCCACUGAUGAGGCUGAUCUUCGUGGGGCUUAUAAUACACUGAGUAGAAUUCUAGAGGAACAUGGCUGGUUUUGUUCAUCUCAUUUUGCAGAGGUCAUAGAGAUGUUACUCAGCCAUAAAACUCCGGAGGAUGAAGCAUCUUCUAAAAGUCGAUUUGCAUGUUUCCACGUCCUAAUGGCUCAUGGAAUUCAGUCAAGCUCCGAGGAGGAGAAUGAGAAGGCUUUCCUUAUCCUGAACGAAAUGAUCCUUACACUUAAAGAUGGGAAAGAAGAACAUAGGAAAGCAGCUUGUGAUGCACUGGUUAUGGUAUAUACCACCUUGAAAAAUUCAUCAUCUAUGAACAGUGAUGAACUUUGUCCCAAACUGAUUAACAUGAUAAGUGGUUACAUUUCUGGAACAUCACCACACAUAAGGAGUGGAGCAGUGUCUGCGUUAUCUGUCUUGAUAUACAAAGACCCUGAGAUCUGCCUGUCGUCACCGGAGCUUCUUUCCUCUGUUUUAUCAUUGCUUCACACCAAAUCCAUUGAGAUUAUAAAAGCUGUUUUGGGUUUUGUGAAAGUUUUAGUCUCGACAUCGCAAGCUCAGGACUUGCAGAGUCUACUGCAGAACCUCUUAUAUGAGAUCCUCCCCUGGUCAUCUGUUUCCAGACACUACUUUAAAUCAAAGGUAACGAUCAUAGUUGAGAUUAUGAUAAGGAAGUGUGGUACCCGUGCAGUCCAACUAGCGACACCAGACAAGCACAAGAGUUUCCUCCAGACAGUUUUAGAGAACCGUUCGAGCAAAGCAAAAGACAAAGACGAAACCAAUGAUUCACAGACUACAUCCAUCGACUCCUCGAGAGAGCCAAGGAAAAGAAAUCAUUCAUCAGAAACAACAGCCAAACAAGACGGUGGCAAAGAACACAACAAAUUCAAACGUCAUAAGAGCACACAUCAUUCAGACACUAACGGAAGAACAGGACCAAAGCGCCCCGGUAACAGAAACUUCGGCAAACAUAGGGUAGCUUCUGGAAACAAUCACAAGUCAGGAAAAGACACACGGAAGCCUAACAGAUUCAGGAAAGCAUCAUGAAUCCUAUAAUCUCAGUCAGUAAACAGUUUUGCAGUUUUCAGAUAUCAGAAACCAAACAUAUGGUGUGUAUGUAUACGUUUUGUAGAUUAUACACAUCAAUAUUUUUCAAAGAUUAGUAUUUUUUUUUUAA
This is a messenger RNA of Brassica oleracea var. oleracea, 3539 nucleotides long. Its product is annotated as RRP12-like protein. The record is from RefSeq and is a predicted model, not a curated record. The transcript has 18 exons. Bases 20 to 3409 code for a protein of 1129 amino acids. NCBI's taxonomy places the organism in Eukaryota, Viridiplantae, Streptophyta, Magnoliopsida, Brassicales, Brassicaceae.